Messenger RNA from Daphnia pulicaria, 2137 nucleotides. RefSeq names its product nuclear RNA export factor 1-like. Lineage: Eukaryota; Metazoa; Arthropoda; Branchiopoda; Diplostraca; Daphniidae. The record is from RefSeq and is a predicted model, not a curated record. Gene Ontology annotation, cellular component: nucleus; cytoplasm. The transcript has 14 exons. Gene Ontology annotation, biological process: poly(A)+ mRNA export from nucleus. The coding region runs from base 165 to 2054 and encodes 629 amino acids. Gene Ontology annotation, molecular function: protein binding; RNA binding.
UAUUGCAUCAGCAGUCCAGCACGCAGCGAGCACACUUUCCCCAUGCGAUUGUCGUUCUAAGGCAACACUAACAUUGGCUCAUUUAAUUUUUCCCCACGGUAUCCUAAAGCCUUUAUCAUUAACUUUGAAAUCUUGUGCUGAUACUGCUGAUAUCUUAACAGAAAAUGCCUAAAGGAUUUCAUCGUGGAAAGAAUACCAGCACUAGGAGAACAGAUAGAUUUAUAGAAGAUAAUAUUGUCCAAAAUGAAAGGGUCUACUAUAAUCAUGAUACCCGUGAGACUUCAGACAAACAAAAAUUCAGACCAAGUUUCAAGAGUGGAAGAAUUGAUCGCAAUCGUUCCAGACCAGUGGAUAGCUCCAAAUUACAAAGAAUUAUUGAACAAGAUGUAGACAUGGCAGGAAGUUCGUCACAUGGAGACUCUCAUCCCAGACAUGUUCCAUAUUCCAGACCUGGAGGAAGAAAAAGUAAUCAUGCACGGCCUCAGCAGAAUUCUAGAGGGGGCUCUUCUUGGAGUAGAGUUACGAUUCCUCAUGGAAAGAAAUUUGAAAAAGAUUUCAUUCUGAAAACAUUACUGAAUGCUUCUAAAGUAUCUUUCAUUCCAAUUUAUUACCAUAUUGAAGGCAACAAUGCAGUCUUUUUCAUUGAAGACUCAACUGCAGCUGAAGCAUUAUCCACACUAAAUAAGCAAAUCACAUUGCAUGAUGGUUUCAAGUUGAUUAUAUUGGUUAAAUGGAGCCCAGCACCUAACCUACCAAUAAAUGAAGAGUUAAAGGGAAAAAUCAAGCAAGUAAUGAGCCGCCGUUAUGAUCCGCAGAUGAAGAUGCUUAAUCUUUCUCAGUUUCACUUGGAUGAAGAAUUAUGCACAGAUUUUUACACACCUCUUAGUCGAGAAAAUGUCAUGCAGACAGUGGUGCAAAUAAUUGGGGAUCAUAUACCAGAUGUCCAAGUUAUAGAUUUAUCCAACAACAAAAUUUACAGUGUGGAUCAAAUGAAGCCUUUAGUUACAAAAGCAGUCUUCCUUAAGUCCUUGAAUUUGGGCAACAACAAGCUUGGCCAAAUUACUUCGCUGGAUCGUUUACAGGGAUUGAAGUUGGAAGAACUAGUUCUCAAUCGGAACCCUCUUUGUGAUCGCUUCAAUGAACAGAGCACCUAUAUAAGCGCCGUAAGGAAACGUUUUCCCAAGUUGGUCAAAUUGGAUGGCGUGGAGUUACCGCCAGUAAUCUCCUUCGACAUUGGAGCAGAGGACGUUGCUUUACCACCAUCUAGUGGCAGCUGGUUUGUUUCCGACGAAGCACGCCAGAUAGUCCUUGUUUUCUUGGAACAGUACCUAUCGGUGUAUGAUUCAGAUGAUCGCCAACCACUUUUAAAUGCAUACCAUGACUCGGCUAUUAUGUCAUUGACAUGUUCUUAUCCUCCGGGACAGACAGCGAAUGCACCCUCAAGGUUGGACUCUUACAUGAAAGACAGUCGCAAUCUGAAACGAAUAGAUGAUCCGCAACGUCGUUUUCGAUUACUUCAACAAGGCAAAGUCGAUAUAGUUUCGUUUUUAUCAAAAUUACCAAAGACUUUGCAUGAUCCAAGCAGUCUUGUAGUGGACGUUCCUGUUACAUCGAGUCACCUGAUUGUCAUGUCUGUGACGGGUGUUUUUCGGGAACGAGCGGAAAGGCAUUCUCUGAUACGUUGGUUUCAACGGAUAUUCAUCAUCAUUCCGAGCACUGGAGGGGGUUUUUGCAUCGUUAAUGAGCAAAUUCAUAUUUCGUGUGCUACUCCCGAGCAAAUUAAAGCGGCUUUCAAAGAACCAGUCGCUGUUCCUGCAGGACUUUCCACUCAAGCGUCAUCUGUUUCCGUUGGUGAAACUACAGCAAGUUCUACUCUUGUUGAUCCAGUCGUUCAGCAGCAAAUGGUGGCAUCAUUUUCCGAACAAUCGGGAAUGAAUACGACUUGGUCAUUAAAGUGUUUAGAAGAAAAUGGUUGGGUUUUCGAUCGUGCUGCCUUUGUUUUCACCGAGCUCAAAGCCGCCAACCAGAUCCCGCCAGAAGCGUUCAUCAAAUAGUACGGGGAUUGGGAUGUCGGUGAUAUUGUCUUGGAUAUUCUUACGAAUUGUUGGCAUUCAAUAAAAAAAUGUUUGCAGUUCAA